Thelazia callipaeda (thelaziosis nematode) is the source of this 1011-nucleotide messenger RNA. The record is from the annotation of a GenBank genome assembly. NCBI's taxonomy places the organism in Eukaryota, Metazoa, Nematoda, Chromadorea, Rhabditida, Thelaziidae.
AUGUGGAAUCAAGUUUUAAUUAGUAUAUUUACCGCUUUUAUUUCAGCUACUUCUUGUCAAAACGCUGAAUCACAAGAUGACGGCAUAACAACAUUACCGCAUGCAUCAGAAGGCACUUCUCUAUUCGUGGGGCAAAAUUUCCUUCCUGUUCAGACUAUUGCCCCUCGGGAGCGGGGCUUCCCUUUCCCUGCAAUUAAACCGGCUCGAGAAUUGAGCUCGCACAAUUUUCAGCAAAUUCAUCGAAUCCCAUUGCCUUCUCGUACACCAUUCGCAACUUCAAGCCUUGACAGUCUUGGCAUGGAGAACUCAACUCAUGAUUCUACUGAACUUUCGACUAUCUCAAUUCCCCAACAUUUUCAUAAUUCGACAAGAAUUCGGUCAGAAAAGUUUGAUUCAGCAGAUGUUUCUGUAUCUGAAACAAUGCUAAUUAUCAACGAGUCAGAUAACGCAAUGAAAAGCAUUGAAAAUUUAACAAAUAUAACCACAAAUCCAUCAAGGGAUAUUGAUGGAACCGAAGAAGACAAAUUGAUUGCAGAGGCAGUAGAAAUAGAUCCUUUUGCGGUUGAAUCAAGCAGUCAAUCGACUUCGACCGAUCAAUUUAGAAUCUUCAGAAACGAUUCUGAAUCAAGAAUAGACCAGUGGAUUAAUUUGCCUGCUAACAACACCUUUGUAGAUACUUUAAACACCACAGCAGAAAGAGUGACUCUUGAGGAAGACUCCUCUGCUAUCCAGCAGAGCACAAUCCCGGUUUUCGAACUGAAAUCGGAAUCGGAACAGCAACCUGAGCUUGUUACAUUAAUAAAUGACAGUUCUGUCAUUACUUCAGGAACAAUGUCAGUACAACAUAAAAUGAUAUCAACUGAUGAGGAUUCGUCCGGAAAAGAAUUGGAAAAGAACACUUCGAAAAUCUUAAUAGAAGAUGCGGAAGGUUCGUUAUUAAAAAACAGUCAAACCAAAAACGAUCAGAAACGGUUUUCUUUCACUUUUCAUAAAAAAUGGCAUCAACCUUAA